Aspergillus uvarum CBS 121591 is the source of this 740-nucleotide messenger RNA. RefSeq names its product putative cutinase. Gene Ontology annotation, cellular component: extracellular region. Gene Ontology annotation, molecular function: cutinase activity. The record is from RefSeq and is a predicted model, not a curated record. The transcript is spliced from 3 exons. Gene Ontology annotation, biological process: carbohydrate catabolic process. NCBI's taxonomy places the organism in Eukaryota, Fungi, Ascomycota, Eurotiomycetes, Eurotiales, Aspergillaceae. The annotation marks the transcript as partial.
UGGACAACCCACUAGUUUCAGUAUACUAAGUCAUGUUGGACUCUAUCUCUUACGGCCACAAUAGGAUGGCCCAUUUCAAGUGGCUUCUUGUCGGUGCCUUUGCCUUUGCUACGCUGGCCGUAGCGAAUCCUCUACCUGCGCCAGAGGCCAACCAACUUGAGACUCGUCAAACCGGGAUAAAUGCGAAUGAUAUCAUGAGCGGAACCUGCAAAGACUUCACUUUGAUCUUUGUCCGUGGAUCAUGGGAAGUGGGCAAUAUGGGUGUAGUCAUUGGGCCGCCCCUCUGCUCCACUCUGAAGGCGCAGAUCAGCCCUAAUCGAGUGGCUUGCCAGGGUGUCGGCGGCAUGUACAGCGCCGACAUACCUCAAAACUUCCUCACCCCGAACACGGAUGCGAAAUCUAUCGCGUCCGCGGCCACGAUGCUGGAGCUGGCGGCAACCAAGUGUCCAAACACCCAGGUCGUGGCUGCUGGAUACAGUCAAGGCACUGCCGUCAUUGACUACGCCAUCCAAGAAAUCAAGCACGAGGUCCGCAACAGGAUCAAGGCAGUGGCACUGUUUGGGUACACGCGCAACAUCCAGGACCGCGGUGGGAUUCCGGGCUACCCGCAGGACCGAACCAAGGUGUACUGCGCGCCGGGCGAUGUGGUGUGCGACGACAUUUUGCUUCUAACGCCGCCACAUUAUACGUACGCUGUGUAUGCGAAAGACGCAUCGGAAUUUUUGGCGUCGAAGGUGAAU